Molecule: messenger RNA, 2079 nt
Organism: Candidozyma haemuli
Lineage: Eukaryota; Fungi; Ascomycota; Pichiomycetes; Serinales; Metschnikowiaceae
Gene: TRP5
Product: tryptophan synthase
Exons: 2
Coding region: 1-2079 (692 amino acids)
Biological process (GO): L-tryptophan biosynthetic process
Cellular component (GO): cytoplasm
Molecular function (GO): tryptophan synthase activity
Source: RefSeq, a predicted model, not a curated record
AUGUCUGCUUUAUUGAAAGAAACUUUCGCCAGAUGCAAAAAAGAAGGCAGAAAUGCCUUGGUGAACUUCAUCACUGCUGGUUACCCAAGCGUGGAAGACACCAUUCCUAUCUUGAAGGGAAUGCAGAAAGGUGGUGUCGACAUCAUUGAAUUGGGUGUUCCAUUCUCUGACCCUAUUGCUGACGGUCCAACUAUCCAGGCCGCUAACACUGUCGCUUUGCUGAACGGUAUGACUGUUCCAAAAUGUUUGGAAAUGGUUGCUCAGGCUAGAAAGGAAGGUGUUACUGUUCCAAUCAUCUUGAUGGGCUACUACAAUCCUAUCAUGAAGUACGGCGAGGACCAGAUGGUCGAGGAUUCUGCUAAGGCAGGUGCUAACGGUUACAUUGUCGUCGACUUGCCUCCAGAAGAAGCUAUCAAGUUCAGAACUACCUGCUCCAAGUAUGGUAUGAGUUACGUUCCUUUGGUUGCCCCAGCCACCAGCGAUGCCCGUUUGGAAGUCUUGGGUGGCAUUGCGGACUCUUUCAUCUACGUUGUUUCUCGUAUGGGAACCACUGGUGCCACCCAGGAAGUCUCUCUGAGCAUUUCUGAGUUGUGUGGCCGUGUGAGGAAAUUCGCUGGUGACACUCCAUUGGCUGUUGGUUUCGGUGUCAGCACUAGAGAGCAUUUCUUGACUGUCGGUGCUGCCGCUGACGGUGUCGUCAUUGGUUCUAAGAUCAUCACUCUUUUGGGUGACUCUAAGCCAGGUGAGAGAGGUGAGAUUGCUUACAAGUACGUGCGUUCCAUCUUGGCUGACUUCAAGCCAUACGCUGCCCCAUCUGAAAUCAAUGCUCCAAGACCUCUUUUGGAAGAGGAGCACAAGUACAACCCUAGAUUCGGUGACUUUGGUGGUCAAUAUGUGCCAGAGGCUUUGCACACUUGUUUGGCUGAAUUGGAGAGAGGUUUCGAGUCUGCUGUCGCUGACCCAGGUUUCUGGGAGGAGUUCAGAUCUUUGUACUCUUACAUUGGCAGACCUUCCAGUCUACACAAGGCUGACAGAUUGACUGAACACGCUGGUGGUGCUCAAAUCUGGUUAAAGAGAGAGGACUUGAACCACACCGGUUCUCACAAGAUUAACAACGCUUUGGCUCAGGUUCUUAUCGCCAAGAGAUUGGGUAAGAAGAGAAUCAUUGCCGAGACCGGUGCUGGUCAGCACGGUGUGGCUACAGCUACUGCUUGUGCCAAGUUCGGUUUGGAGUGUUGCGUCUUCAUGGGUGCUGAGGAUGUCAAGCGUCAAGCUCUUAACGUUUUCAGAAUGCGUAUCUUGGGUGCUAAGUGUGUCGCCGUUACCAACGGUACGCAAACCCUUAGAGAUGCCACCUCUGAAGCUUUCAGAUACUGGGUUUCCAACUUGGAGUCUACCCACUACGUCGUCGGCUCUGCCAUUGGUCCUCACCCUUACCCUACUCUUGUGAGAACUUUCCAGAGUGUCAUUGGUAGAGAAGCCAAGGAACAAUUCAAGGAGUUGAACGAAGGCCGUUUGCCUGAUGCUGUUGUUGCAUGUGUCGGUGGUGGUUCUAACGCUACUGGUAUGUUCUCUCCAUUCGAGAAUGACACAUCCGUCAGAAUGGUCGGUGUUGAAGCUGGUGGUGACGGUUUGGAUACUGAGCGUCACUCUGCUACCUUGACUGCUGGUAUUCCAGGUGUUUUCCACGGUGUCAGAACUUACGUCUUGCAAGACUCUGACGGUCAAGUUCACGACACCCACUCCGUGUCUGCUGGUUUGGACUACCCUGGUGUUGGACCUGAGUUGGCAUACUGGAAGAACUCUGGCCGUGCCGAUUUCGUCGCUGCCACGGACGCUCAAGCAUUGGAGGGCUUCAGAUUGUUGUCUCAAUUGGAAGGUAUCAUUCCUGCCUUAGAGUCUUCUCACGCUGUGUAUGGUGCUGUCCAGCUUGCUAAGACUAUGUCCAAGGACCAGCACAUCAUUAUCAAUGUCUCCGGUAGAGGUGAUAAGGACGUUCAGAGUGUGGCUAAAGCCUUGCCUGUUUUGGGUGAGAAGAUCGGUUGGGAUUUGAGAUUCGAGGACGAUCCUUCCAAGUAA